Messenger RNA from Pistacia vera, 3931 nucleotides. RefSeq names its product protein NLP8-like. Gene Ontology annotation, molecular function: DNA-binding transcription factor activity; protein binding. Bases 557 to 3583 code for a protein of 1008 amino acids. Lineage: Eukaryota; Viridiplantae; Streptophyta; Magnoliopsida; Sapindales; Anacardiaceae. The transcript is spliced from 8 exons. The record is from RefSeq and is a predicted model, not a curated record.
AAGGAAAAAAACCAAACCGGACUCUCUCUCUUCAAAGAAACAGAACAAACUUUCGAUUUUUAGUAAGAAAAACAUUUGAUCUCUCUUGUACCUUAAGACAAAAACCAAACUUCUCUUUAGGGUUUCCUUUUGUAGUAAGUUUUAACCCUCUUCCUCUCUCUAUUAAUUUCUUACACAAGAGUUAGCUGAGUUUCGACGAGUUUUGAAGUUGUUUAUUGGGUCGGUGUUGUGGAAUUUUGCUUUCUUAGUGUUUUGCGGCAGCUUUGGAUACUGUGAAUUUAGGGUUCAUCCAUUUAAUUGAGCGCAGGGUUAGUGCAGUUUCACUGGGGAGAGUUCAGUUUUACUUGUGAAAUGAAGUUUUUCAUAUAAAGGUUAGAUUGAUCAUUUGAGUUUGAGCAGAAAAUCAAAAACUUGAUGGAAUAUAUGAUGAAACUUAAGUGUCUUCAUGAGCAAAUGGGGAAACAAAUGAAGGGAAAAGGGGUUGUGUUUAUUUAUUUGAUAGAACUCUAACGUUUUCUGCUUUCAGUUAGGAGAGUGUUCUGUUGACUACUUGAAAAUGGAAAACCCCUUUUCCCCUAAAGAAAAGGGGACUGGUUAUUGGGUUCCUGCAAGAACACAGAUGGAGAAUAUGGGACCAUUUGAUGGUGUUUCAAGGAGUCCUGUUUCUGAAGAUCCAUUCAACUUUUCAGAGCUAAUGAAUCUUGAUGCGUAUGCUGGUUGGUGCAACAGCCCAUCUGCAACAGAUCAGAUGUAUGCAUCCUAUGGGUUGUCAUCGUUUCAGUCUAUGCCUUAUCCCUCUUUUGAUACGUUAAAUGUUACCGGACCGAAUCCUUCUGCAGCUCCUGAUGGUGGUGGCACAUCAAAUGCUAUGGGAAGUUCAUACAAUUGUGGAAACAAGAUGGUUUCUCAACGAACAAAUACUGCGUCUUGUUAUUCAUUGGAUCCCAAUGAUGUGGAUGUUUCGGUUCAUAAACUAAGUAAUGGUGGUUAUCGGGAAAGUGACGUCUCAAAGAUUUCAAAUUGUUCAGUUUCUAGGCCAGUUCCACUAUCACUUGAUGAGAAGAUGCUUAGGGCAUUGUCUUUCUUUAAAGAGUCAUCUGGAGUAGGCAUUUUGGCUCAGGUUUGGGUUCCAAUAAAGCAUGGAGAUCAGUAUAUCUUGAGCACUUCUGACCAGCCAUACUUGCUUGAUCAAAUGCUUGCAGGGUAUCGUGAAGUGUCAAGGGCAUAUACCUUCUCUACAGAAGUGAAACCUGGUUCUAUCCAUGGGCUUCCUGGUCGUGUUUUUAUUUCUAAAGUCCCUGAGUGGACUUCAAAUGUAGUUUAUUACAACAAGGAUGAGUACUUGAGGGUGACUCAUGCUGUUAAUCAUGCUGUUCGUGGUUCUAUUGCCUUACCAGUCUUUGAAUAUCCUGAAAUGUCUUGUUGUGCUGUGCUGGAACUUGUCACAGUAAAAGAGAAGCCCAAUUUCGAUUUAGAGAUGGAAAAUGUUUGCAAUGCACUCCAGGCUGUCAAUUUAAGGACUACUGCUCCUCCUUGUCUUCUUCCGCAGGUUUUAUUGGAACCUUGCAUCUCAAGGAAUCAGAGAGCUGCCUUAGCAGAGAUAACUGAUGUUCUACGAGCUGUAUGUCAUGCACAUAGAUUGCCAAUGGCUCUAACAUGGAUUCCCUGUAAUUACAAUGAGGAAGCUGUUGAUGAAAUCGUCAAAGUACGGGUUAGAGAGGGUAAUACAAGCUCAGUUGGGAAAAGCGUUCUAUGUAUUGAGGGCACAGCUUGUUAUGUAAAUGUAAAUGAUAGAGACAUGCAAGGAUUUGUGCAUGCGUGUGCUGAACAUUACCUUGAGGAAGGACAAGGUAUAGCUGGGAAGGCUCUUCAAUCCAAUCACCCCUUCUUUGUCCCUGAUGUAAAAUCAUAUGAUAUAAGUGAAUAUCCACUUGUCCAUCAUGCACGUAAGUUUGGGCUGAAUGCUGCUGUUGCAAUUAGGCUGAGGAGCACCUACACUGGUGAUGACGAUUAUAUACUUGAGUUCUUCCUCCCUGUCAAUAUGAAAGGGAGUUCAGAGCAGCAACUCUUGUUGAACAACCUUUCAGGUACUAUGCAGAGAAUCUGUAAGAGUUUGAGAACGGUUACAGAGGGAGAAAUCGAUGGGAAUGAAGGCUCUAAAGUCGGGUUUCAGAAGGGAACAGUUCCAAGUUUUUCACCAUUGUCAAUGUCGAGGAGUUCUCAGACUGCAUUAUCAGAGAGUGAGUUUAACUCAAUUGACCUGAUGCCCUCGAAUGUAUCUAAUUCUAAAAGUGAUGGAACAGAAUCAGAUGGUCCUCGUGAACAGGUGAUGAGUGGACCACGAAGACAUUCAGAGAAGAAGAGAAGUACGGCGGAGAAAAAUGUGAGCUUGAGUGUUCUUCAGCAAUACUUUUCUGGGAGUCUUAAGGAUGCUGCAAAAAGCAUUGGCGUCUGCCCGACCACACUGAAAAGGAUAUGCAGACAACAUGGGAUCUCUAGAUGGCCAUCCCGCAAGAUAAACAAAGUGAACCGUUCAUUAAAGAAAAUACAAACUGUGCUUGACUCUGUUCAGGGAGUGGAAGGUGGAUUAAAGUUCGACCCAACCACAGGUGGGUUUGUGGCAGCAGGCUCGAUCAUUCAAGAAUUUGAUGCUCCGAAAAAAAUUCUCUUCGCUGACACAAACCUGCCUGUCAAGAACCCUGAGCCAAUAAUCCAAGAUGCAGCAUCAAUACCUCCAGCCCUUUGUAUGGAUGAGGAAAAGUCUGCUGUUAAACAGGAGGAAGAUGAAUGCAGUUCGGACAAAAAUCAAGUAGGCCCUGGCAAGAGCAUGAUCAUUCCAAAUAGCUCCGAGGGAGAUGUACAUAGAUCAAACGUUUUCCUGAUUGAUUGUACUGAAGACUCCAUGUUGGGCGGAAUAGAUGCCGGACAAUUUCAGCCAGCUAAGCUUGGUGCUGCAGCUUGGGUUACUCCUGAAAAUGGGUCCAUGGGUUCUUGUUUUGCAAAAGGAGAAAAAUGGGCUUUGAACAAGGAAGGGUUGAAAUUAGAGAAUUCCGACUGCCAAUAUGUGUCUCAAUGCUUCAGCUCCUUGGCUGUUGCAGAGGAGAUGGAUACUAAAAUGGAGGGUUAUGAUGGAAUGAUGGAACAUAACCAACCUACUUCUUCAGGCAUGACAGACUCAUCAAACGGUUCAUUGGUGCAUGGUAGUUCAUCAAGCUCCCCAAGCUUUGAAGAGGGGAAGCAAUCGAAAGUUCAACCAAGUUGUGGUGACAGUGGCACAAAAAUUACCGUGAAAGCUACUUACAAAGAAGAUAUCAUCCGAUUCAAGUUUGAGCCUACUGCAGGGUGUUUACAACUGUACGAAGAAGUGGCAAGCAGACUCAAACUGCAAAAUGGUACCUUCCAGCUCAAGUAUCUAGAUGAUGAAGAGGAAUGGGUGAUGUUGGUCAGUGACUUGGAUUUGCAGGAGUGUCUUGAAAUAAUGGAAUCCAUCGGCACACGAAGUGUGAAGUUCCUUGUUCGUGAUCUUUCUAGUGCUGUUGGCAGCUCUGGCAGUAGCAAUUGCUUUUUGGUAGGCGGUUCAUAGUCUAAGCCCAACACCAUGCCGAUCUUUUUCCCCAGCUUCCAUACGAGGUGAUGUUCUUCCCAAAAAGUUGUAAACUUACACCUUCCUUCCUAGUUUUUGCAGUACUCUCAUGAAAUGGAGCAUCUCUGUCCUUUGGUCUAAGUGUUAGUCUAGACAGCAUGAUAAGUUCCAAAGAACAGCUCUGCAUCGUUGAAUCAUCGUUCACUGCAAGAAGUCUGAAGCAUAGAUGAUAUAGAUCAUAAAUGUCAAUGUAAAUAGGUCUGUAUAUGUUAGAAAUAGCAGCAAUUGUAGAAUAGAUGUCUGUAUAGAGAUUUACAUAUUAAUUUUGAUAAGAAUGAAGUUGUAUCU